GGGAGUUGUUUGUCUUAACACACAAACGACCUAAUGGAUCCUAUCUCCAUGAUGCAGCUCGGGCUAUUGGUAAUUGCGGAGAUUGAGCAACAUGAUGAAUCAUCUAGACUGUUAUCUCAGAAUGAUUCACUUGCUCAAGCUCUUGGAAAGGAGCACCCAGGUAGAGUGCGUGGCAUGGGAAUCGGACCGACUACUAGUCAAGUGUUCGGUACGAACUCAUCUCAAUCGAGCAUUGGAACUCAAAGGGAGGAGACCCAAAGGGUGUUGCUUGAACUGCAAGCAGAGCUGGCGGCUGAGAAAUUAAAAAGGAAGGCAAUGGAGAGUGCUCUUAUGUGUCUAGUUCGAGGGCAAGGUGGGGAGCUGCCACCAAACGUGGCUGCAUGGAUGAAUUCAUUGGAGGGACAGAGUAGAGAGUAGAUCUAAGGAUUUGAAAUGUCUUCUUUAAGUUAAAUAUACACUUUUUUAUUGUUGAUUAUGCAACUCUUAGUAAGGAAUACACUUUAUUGA
This is a messenger RNA of Arachis ipaensis, 507 nucleotides long. Lineage: Eukaryota; Viridiplantae; Streptophyta; Magnoliopsida; Fabales; Fabaceae. The record is from RefSeq and is a predicted model, not a curated record.